Molecule: messenger RNA, 1473 nt
Organism: Linnemannia hyalina
Lineage: Eukaryota; Fungi; Mortierellomycota; Mortierellomycetes; Mortierellales; Mortierellaceae
Source: the annotation of a GenBank genome assembly
AUGACUGACACCGACGAGUCAACCCUCGCCUCAUUCGCAAUCACGCCCUCAAGCCCCAACACGUCACCCUCCAAAGAACAGAUACAACCACUACCAUGGUACAAGCGCCUGGACCAGAACCGAAAUACCCUGCUUGUCGUCGCCAGCUGUGCACAGUUGCUGGAUAUCAUCAGCAUUGCCUCCGUCACCAUUGCACUCCCAUCUUUACUCCGCGAUGUUCACUAUGAGCAAAACCAGUUGCAGUGGGUCAUUAGCAGCUAUGCUCUUACUUACUCCGCGUUCCUCCUCGUCGGCGGUCGUAUGGGAGACUUGUUUGGACAUAGACGCGCCGGUGCCGGCCUUACGAUUCCUUCGGCGUUGGCACUGUUGACAACAUCAUACCCCCUAGGCCCUGAACGCAAUUUCGCAAUGCUAGUUUUUGGAGGCGCAGGAUGCACGGGUCAAACCAUCGGCAUCCUCAUCGGCGGGAUCUUCGACGCAACCAUCGGCUGGCCUUGGAUCUUUUACAUCACCGCCAUCCUCGCCACUCUCGUCGGCAUCAUCGGGUUCCUAACUGUCCCUAAGACCGAGGACGGUAUCCAUGUCACCGACCGGAGGGUUGACUACAUCGGCGUGUUCAGUUUUGUGUUGGGUAUUAUUGCAGUGGUGUAUUACUUAUCGGAAUCGACGACGGCCGGGUGGGGGAGUGCACAGACGUUGGCGCCGUUCUUGGUGGGCGUUGCGGUGUUGGUUUUUUUUGUGUUCUGGGAGUAUCGAAUUGAGUACCCCAUUAUGCCUUUCCGGAUCUGGACCUCUGUGCGCCUCCGCGCAUCGGUUGUGAUCGUCAUCUGCGUCACCACCACCUACAACACUUUGAUCUUCUACACUUCCCUCACCUUCCAGAACGUCCUUUUGUUCUCCCCACUUAUCACGGCAUGCUGCUAUAUUGUCCAUGGAGUCGGACUGGGGCUGGGACUAUUCUCUCUCAACAAACUGUACGCAGUCGUCCGGACAAAACUGCUCAUGAUAGUGGGUCUAUUCUUCGUUAUCAUCUCCGCCAUCAUCUUUGCCCAGAUCGUACCAGGAUCCGGGUACUGGCACUACGCCUUCCCAGCCCUGAUCGUCAACUGUAUCGGCCUACCCCUAGCCUGGAUGUGCUGUCAAGUGAACGCCGUCGCCGACGCACCCGACGAGGACCAAGGAGUUGUCGGCGCCGUCUUCAACGUCGCCAUCCAGCUAGGUGGACCGAUUGGGUUGGCAAUCAGCGCGAUUGUGAACGACAAGUAUACGACAGGCGAGACUCCUACGGGGUUUAUGGAUGGGUACCGGGCGGCGUUUUAUGGGAUGGCUGUUAUGGGUGCUGUAGGGCUGGUGUUUGUGGUACUCCUUGCUGCGAACCAGGAUCCUAUUGAGUUCAAGGGUAUUGUUGAGGAACUUAAGACGGUGGAUGGGAUCAGCAGCAGUGAGGAGAAGGACGUAGAGCAGACUGUGUAA